UCCCACCUUCCUCCCUUCGUCCCUCAUCCUCUCUCGAUUCAGUUCUGUUAGGUGUCCUGUGAAGUAUAGAGUUCUUACUUUUCUGUCACAAGAUGUCCUGGACCCGAGUCUUCGUGCUCUCCUUGCUCCCCGCCCUCCUCCUCCUCCACCUCUUUUCCAGUGAGGUGGAAAGUGCAGCAGUCAAGGACCACUCAAAACCACUCGAUCACAAAGGUGCAGCAGGGCAGGUGUUCAUGCCCGAGUCAGACGCAUCCAGCUUCAUCAAACGCCGCAGUCGCCGCUCAUCCCGGUACUACGAGAUCCAAAUCGAGCAGAGGGUAAAGAUUGCUGCAAGUGAGCAGAGAAGGGAGUACAACGAGGAGCAAAGGACUGAGCAAGAGCACUACGUGGAGGAGGUGCGUGAUGAGCAAAAUGAGAGAACGAGGGAGACCAAUGAGCAGUAUCGAGAGUAUCACUACGACGGCUUUUCUCCUCAGUACUACUGGUUCCACUGAGAGCGCUCAUACUGCCUUCACCUGUACUACAGUAUACUGCCGUCCUUUGUACCAGAGUAUACUGCUAAUACUGUCUUCACCUGUACCGCAGUAGUACCGCCGUCCCAUGUACUAGAGUAUACUGCUAAUACUGUCAUUGCUUGUACCUCAGUAUACUAGUAUUGUCAUCAACUGUACCAGAGUAUACUGCUAGUAUUGUCUCUACUGCAAUCACAAGAGUAUACUGUUAAUACUGUUAUCAAGUGUACCAGAGUGUACUGAAAGUACUGCUAAUACUGCCAUCAACUGUACCAAAAUUAUACUGUUAGUACUGCCAUCACCUGUACUAGAGUAUAUUGAUAAUACUGACAUCACCUGUACCAGAGUAAACUACCAAAGUUGUGUCUGUUUUCCUACUUUCAUCAACAAGAUAAAUAAUUUUUUUACUUCUUAUUUGUAACAAAAUUGUUCAAUAUGUAUCUCCAUGAAAACUGUUAAAUAUAUAAUAAGCACAGUUUUUGUAUUAAAGGCCACACUUUAUCAUAUUAAAUGUAGUCUCUAUGCUGUGCAUGCUUGUAUUUACUGCAUUUUUUUUACAUUUAAGCAACACAAUGCCCUGUCUUUAUUUUUAGUCGGUUGCAGUAGCAGCAACAAAACAAACUCUUACUUUAAGAGCCAAAAGAAACUGUCUGAGUCAAAAUGACUUUCCUGAUUCCAGGCCACUGAUGUGUUUUUACUUAGCUUAGCACUGUCUGGUAUGUGGAGUAUUUAAAGGGAGGGAGGCGGUGUGGAGUAAAGGAAAAGAUGAGGAGA
Messenger RNA from Trematomus bernacchii (emerald rockcod), 1286 nucleotides. It is a transcript of the gene ucmaa, whose product is annotated as upper zone of growth plate and cartilage matrix associated a. Bases 93 to 494 code for a protein of 133 amino acids. The record is from RefSeq and is a predicted model, not a curated record. The transcript has 5 exons. Gene Ontology annotation, biological process: embryonic skeletal system development; regulation of osteoblast differentiation. NCBI's taxonomy places the organism in Eukaryota, Metazoa, Chordata, Actinopteri, Perciformes, Nototheniidae. Gene Ontology annotation, cellular component: extracellular matrix.